This is a messenger RNA of Cryptococcus wingfieldii CBS 7118, 1524 nucleotides long. RefSeq names its product AGC/PKA protein kinase. The record is from RefSeq and is a predicted model, not a curated record. Gene Ontology annotation, cellular component: nucleus; cAMP-dependent protein kinase complex. The transcript is spliced from 9 exons. Gene Ontology annotation, molecular function: cAMP-dependent protein kinase activity; ATP binding. Gene Ontology annotation, biological process: peptidyl-serine phosphorylation. NCBI's taxonomy places the organism in Eukaryota, Fungi, Basidiomycota, Tremellomycetes, Tremellales, Cryptococcaceae. The coding region runs from base 1 to 1524 and encodes 507 amino acids.
AUGUUCCAAAAGGUCUCGGACAAAUUCCACCGCAAGCAACAGUCCUCGUCCUCCUCUGGAAAAACACAGCAAUCCUCCCCAACGGGUGCACUCUCCAAGGUCAGCAGCCAAGGACAACCAGCUCCUGCGAUGCCGCAGAAUCAUUCGCCAAUGGAGGGUAUCGAAAGCACCACUCCCGUGAUGCCCCAGGACGAGACCUCUCACAAACCCUCGGCAGCCGGGUCCUCUGCUUCGUCUUCACUCUCCAACAUUCCCCCUCAAGCCCGCACACUCUCUGCUGCGCUUGGCGUACAUGGCUCGUCCGGGGAGGCCCACGACCCAAAUCAGCAGAUCACUAGCUCCGUAUCGCGAAGCAGCAGUGCUGACGAAGAGCGUAUGAGGGAGAAGGCCCGGGAGGCGCAAGAGCAGGCAGCUCAAGCCCAAGCCAACCUUCACAACGCGACCCAGCAGGCUCGCGUUGCAGCCAUCAAUGCUGCCGCGACGCAAGCAGCAUUGGAGACUGGAAGUCAGCUGCCCGCCACGGCAAAGGUACCCGUCCCAUCUACUGGCUCUCAGUCUGGUCAGCCCAGACGCAAGACCGCUGGCCGAUAUGCCCUUUCGGAUUUCAUGAUCGAGAGGACGUUGGGAACUGGCUCUUUUGGGCGAGUUCAUCUCGUGCGAUCGAGGCACAAUGGUCGAUUUUACGCCGUCAAGGUGCUGAACAAGGAAAAGGUCAUUAGGAUGAAACAGGUCGAGCACACCAAUUCUGAGCGAGAGAUGCUGGUUCGGGUGCGACACCCUUUCCUUGUUAAUCUUUGGGGCACAUUCCAAGAUGUCAACAACCUUUACAUGGUCAUGGACUUUGUCGCCGGAGGAGAGCUUUUCAGUCUCCUCCGAAAAAGCCAGCGCUUUCCAAACUCUGUAGCAAAGUUUUAUGCUGCCGAAGUUGCGCUGGCUUUAGACUAUCUCCAUUCUUUAGACAUCAUCUACCGAGACCUCAAACCGGAGAAUUUGUUGCUGGGCGCCGACGGUCAUGUCAAGGUGACAGACUUUGGCUUUGCCAAAUAUGUUCCCGACAUCACAUGGACCCUUUGUGGCACACCAGAUUAUCUCGCACCCGAGGUCGUUCAAUCCAAGGGUUACAACAAGAGCGUAGACUGGUACGCUCUGGGUGCUGGGUAUCCUCCCUUCUUUACUGAGGAUGGCAACCCCAUGAAGCUUUAUGAGAAGAUCAUAGCUGGAAAGGUCCGUUAUCCAACGUACUUUGACAUGAUGGCCAAAGAGCUCUUGCAGAAUCUGCUGGUCGGUGAUCUUACCAAGCGUUACGGUAACUUGCGGGCUGGAUCGUCCGACAUCUUUGCGCAUAGUUGGUUUGCGGAAGUGGACUGGGACAAGUUGUACCGAAGAGAAAUUCCAGCUCCCUAUGUGCCCAAGAUUGAAGGAGAAGGAGAUGCUAGCCAGUUCGAUCGGUACCAGGAGGCGGAUGUCAGCGCCUACGGAAAAGCAGGUAUUGGUCAGUACGAUCACUUCUUUAUGGAUUUCUGA